Molecule: messenger RNA, 546 nt
Organism: Paramecium octaurelia
Lineage: Eukaryota; Ciliophora; Oligohymenophorea; Peniculida; Parameciidae
Source: the annotation of a GenBank genome assembly
AUGACCAACAUGCAAUUUAGUUUAGACGCAUCUUUCCAUUCCUACUAGUUUUGUGAUAUCGAAAUUAAUGACAGGACUCAAGACUUUCCACAUUUUGAACCCAUUCACAUAGUCUCUCAACAAAAUAAAUUUAACAACUUAAAAAAAGAAAUAAAGCUUUCUCCCUUAAUCAACUAUGAUAAUAAUAACACUUCAUAAAUGUAUUAUUAAAUAAAAGUUUAAAAAAUGAGAGUUAAAAAGGCAAUAUAAUCCAGGAGUUCUAAAUACCGCAGAAUACCUGAUUUGGAUUAAAAUUCCUAUUUAAGAAUCAUAUAACCUUCAUCAAAGACUAUGAAAAUUACUCAAAGACUAUCUUCAUAACCACAGAGAUUGCCCACAAAAUCCUUUUGUGAUUUCACAAAUCCCAAAGACUAUCAACAAAAAGUACAAGCAAAAAUUAAAACUCGAUUACCUAGUAUCGAAAAACAUCAAGUUGAAACCCCAUCUAAAAGCUCUUUGAAUUGUUGGACAAGAUAGACCUCUUCCAGUUUAUUUCAAGAAAACUGA